Messenger RNA from Malus domestica (apple), 1587 nucleotides. The record is from RefSeq and is a predicted model, not a curated record. NCBI's taxonomy places the organism in Eukaryota, Viridiplantae, Streptophyta, Magnoliopsida, Rosales, Rosaceae.
AUGGGCAUUAGGAAACCAUUGCACCCUCAGCAACGAGGUUCUAAUAAGGCAUACUUAGCUCCUAGUUGUUUUACUAUGACUAAAGACAAUAAAGAUGUGUUCUUAAAAGUUUUGAUGCAAGUAAAGGUUCCAGAUGGUUAUGCUUCUAAUAUUUCUCGACAUGUACACAUGAAGGAGCGGAGUAUUUGGGGUCUUAAGAGUCAUGAUCAUCAUAUAUUAAUGCAACAAUUACUUCCUAUAGCAGCACGCAGAGCAUUGCCUAAGAAUGUUGUUGAAGCAUUGAUUGAGUUCACUAAUUUCUUCAGACAACUUUGCUCGAAAGUGAACGUGCAGUCUGAUCUGGAACAUAUUCAAGAGCGAAUUGUGCAUACACUUUGCCAUUUUGAGAAGAUUUUUCCAAUGUCUUUCUUUGACGUAAUGGAACAUUUGCCUAUCCAUCUAGCUGAGGAAGCAUUGGUUGCUGGGGCUGUCCAAUUUAGAUGGAUGUAUCCUAUUGAGAGGUACUUAUUAACACUGAAGUGUUAUGUGCGUAAUCGUGCGCAUCCUGAGGCCUCCAUUGCCAAGGGUCGCUUAAUGGAAGAAUGCAUGACUUUUUGUGCCCGAUAUUUGAAUGAAGUAGAAACAAAGCUUACUCGUCCAGCUCGUAAUGAUGAUGGUGGUAGUGACUAUGGUCGUCCGCUCACCAAAGGAGUUAAAAUACGUCUAGAUGAAGUUACAUGGACACAAGUACAUAGGCACGUGCUAGUCAACACAGAUGCUAUCACACCAUUUCGAAACCAACACCUUGAAAUACUUGCAUUGGAAAUGCCUCGUAAAACAAGUCAUUAUAUCAGAAGAGUUCACACUGAGACAUUUCACAUAUGGUUUAAAAAUUAUGUUGAUACACAGCGGCUAACUAAUAAUGAAGUAUUUUCUGAAGACAUCAUCACUUUGGCUAAUGGUCCUGACCAAUUUGCACGAAGAUAUAAAGGUUAUGUCAUUAAUGGCUCCAAAUUUCGUACGAAAGAAAGCGAAAAAAGUAGAACCACUCAAAAUUCUGGUGUUGUAUCGAAAGCAGACACUAUGAGCUAUGCUACUGUUAAGGACAAAAGGCCUUGCUCAGGUGAUGUCACCUAUUAUGGAGUGUUGAAAGAUGUGGUUGAAAUCCGAUAUACCAAUGCCUUGAAAUUUGUUUUGUUCAAGUGCGAUUGGGUUGAUGCAAUUGGUGGAAUGAAAGAAGAUGAGUUUAGAUUCACAUUAGUGAAUUUUAAUCAUCUGUUAUACAAAGAUAAUGUUGUAGGGGACGAGCCUUUCAUUUUAGCACGAGAUGCAAAGCAAGUUUGUUACAUACAGGAUCCAAUUGAUUCAGAUUGGCAUGUUGUUGUUAAUGUGACUGUAAGAGAUAUAUUUGAUAUGCGUUCAAAGGAUUCUUCCCACACCCCAACAAUAGUGCCUCAAGUAGAGCUCUAUGCACCCCAACAAUUGGAUGAAACUGUAUUUAUGAAUGAUGAAGAUGUUGGCUGGGUCAGGGAAGGAGUGGAUGGAGCAACCGUAGACACAAAUGUUGAAGAAGUUGAUGAUCCUCCUGAAAAUGAGAUGGAAGAAUGA